Molecule: messenger RNA, 745 nt
Organism: Impatiens glandulifera
Lineage: Eukaryota; Viridiplantae; Streptophyta; Magnoliopsida; Ericales; Balsaminaceae
Product: GEM-like protein 6
Exons: 4
Coding region: 2-643 (213 amino acids)
Source: RefSeq, a predicted model, not a curated record
GAUGAAGAAUCUCAUGAAGACUGUUGAAUGUUUCACAGGAUUUCCCAUCAGAUCAAACAGGCUUUUGCUUGAUCAUCAUGUUGGAUCAUUGAAGUUCAAUCAGAUAGUAAUAAAUAGAAAGAAAAGACCAACUGAAAGAGCAGCUCAUGCAGUAAAUAGCAUUCUAGAUCAUGUAAAAUUAGGAUCCAAUAUUAGUGCAAUAGUAAAAGGGAAGUUAAGCUUAGGAGCCAAAAUUGUUCAAAAUGGUGGAGUGGGGAAAGUCUUCAAGCAUAAGUUUAAUGUUGAAAAUGGAGAGAAAAUCAUAAAGGCUUUUCAGUGUUAUAUCUCCACAACAGCUGGUCCUAUAGCUGGUCUUCUCUUUAUCACAACCAACAGAAUUUCCUUCUGUAGUGAAAGAUCAAUCAAACUUAAGUCUCCAAAUGGAAUGUCAGCCAGAGCCCAUUACAAGGUAUCAAUACCUCUAGGAAAGAUAAAGGGCGCGAUAGUGAGUCAAAACAAGGAGAAACCAUCGCAGAAGUAUAUCGAACUUGCAACUGUGGAUAACUGUGAUUUCUGGUUUAUGGGAUUUUUCAAUUAUCAGAAGACCUACACUAGCAUUCUAAAAGCUGUUUCUUUACCUCAUUUCUUUCAACUCACUCAAUAGUAAUUAAUUAGAAGAUCAUCAGUUUUCUUUUUUUAGUAUCUUCUUUGUAAAUGGCUAUCAUUAACUAAUGAUAAGCAUUCUAAGGACAAAUCUAGACAAAUA